Messenger RNA from Callorhinchus milii (elephant shark), 603 nucleotides. Its product is annotated as glyoxalase domain-containing protein 5. The record is from RefSeq and is a predicted model, not a curated record. Bases 1 to 381 code for a protein of 126 amino acids. Lineage: Eukaryota; Metazoa; Chordata; Chondrichthyes; Chimaeriformes; Callorhinchidae. The transcript is spliced from 3 exons.
AUGAAUGGGAAACUAGGGGCUGAUUCUUCUUACUCAGCUGCUGCUAACACUGCAAGCCAAAGCCCUAACAGCUGUUGCAUUGUCUAUUCACAGGGUAACCGCAAGGCACUGUCCUUUGGGAAUCAGAAAUUCAACUUGCACGAGGUUGGAAAAGAGUUUGAGCCGAAAGCACACAGGCCAACACCAGGAUCCAUAGACCUCUGUUUGAUUACCCAUACGCCGAUCAAUAAAGUGAUGGAACAUCUGAAAAAAUACGGUGUUGUCGUUGAAGAAGGUCCCGUUGAACGAACGGGUGCAGUGGGUCCUAUCGUCUCGGUCUACUUCAGAGAUCCGGACAAUAAUCUCAUUGAGGUUUCCAAUUACCAUUCUGGACAAAAGUGAACACUCCAAUAAUUGGUUCUUUACGGGUACACAAGGACUGUGGUACAAGUAUGUGCUGCUUCAAAUUGUUCUUGGGUGGCAAUAUAGAGUCUGAAUAAUAAUAAUAAUAAGAAGAUGAAAUAACUGCAUUUACGACAGAAGAGGGAAGUCGGGCAAUUCAACUCCAUGUGUGGUUUGACAUGCUUUUGAUUUGACAUCAGAGGUUUCUGUACAACAAAUAUU